AUGGCUACUCAACCAGCGAAGGAGUCUGUGCAAUGCUUUGGAAGGAAGAAGACGGCGGUUGCCGUCACCCACUGCAAGCGUGGUACUGGUCUGAUCAAGCUCAACGGUUCACCAAUCGAGCUUCUCCAGCCUGAGAUCCUCCGAUUCAAGGUGUUCGAGCCAGUGUAUCUCCUCGGAAAGCACCGAUUCGCAGGUGUGGACAUGAGGAUCCGUGUCAACGGUGGUGGUCACACUUCCCAGGUCUACGCGAUUCGUCAGAGUAUCGCAAAGGCACUGGUUGCGUUCUACCAGAAGUAUGUGGACGAGCAAUCGAAGAAGGAGAUCAAGGAUAUCUUGGUUAGGUACGACAGGACCUUACUUGUUGCGGAUCCGAGGAGGUGCGAGCCGAAGAAGUUUGGUGGUCGUGGUGCUCGUUCUCGUUUCCAGAAGAGUUACCGUUAA
This is a messenger RNA of Arabis nemorensis, 441 nucleotides long. NCBI's taxonomy places the organism in Eukaryota, Viridiplantae, Streptophyta, Magnoliopsida, Brassicales, Brassicaceae. The record is from the annotation of a GenBank genome assembly.